Sphaerodactylus townsendi is the source of this 6561-nucleotide messenger RNA. RefSeq names its product E2F transcription factor 1 (gene E2F1). Gene Ontology annotation, cellular component: Rb-E2F complex. Gene Ontology annotation, molecular function: RNA polymerase II cis-regulatory region sequence-specific DNA binding; DNA-binding transcription factor activity, RNA polymerase II-specific; protein dimerization activity. Bases 631 to 1893 code for a protein of 420 amino acids. The record is from RefSeq and is a predicted model, not a curated record. Gene Ontology annotation, biological process: G1/S transition of mitotic cell cycle; regulation of transcription by RNA polymerase II. The transcript is spliced from 7 exons. NCBI's taxonomy places the organism in Eukaryota, Metazoa, Chordata, Lepidosauria, Squamata, Sphaerodactylidae.
UUGGCGCGCAAACGUGUGCGGGGCCGGGACCAGCUGGGAACAAUAACAGUGCCGGAGCAGAGUGCGGAAGAUCGCGAGGGGUCCGCGCCGGCGCGCCUGGCAGAAAGUUCCCGGCAGGAGAAGAACAAACUCAGCCACGGAAGCGAGAAGAGACCGUAACAGAACCGGGCUAGGUAGCGAGGAAGUCGGCGCUGACCUGGAAAGCGUGGGCGGAAGGGAGCUCCGCUGUGCUCCGCAGCGUGUAACCCCCUCCUCUCCUCUUCCCUCCACCGGGAAACCGGAGGCUCACUGAAGGGGCUGCUGAUGCCCUGGAAAGCAACCUUAGAUUCCUUCGUUCUCGGUCUCUUUCCCCGCGGGGCCCUGGCAGGCUGCGGCUCCGCGGAACUCCCUUUCCCGGGCCUUUACUCUUAAGGAGGAUGGGGCGUGCUCGUGGCUUCCACCCUCGCCACCCGGUGUCGCCCUCCCACCCGGUGCCCGGGACAAUGCUGCUGGUCCGCUGAUACGACUCAGAUUCCCGGGAGGGCAACCCUUGAGUUCCCUCGGUGUGGCGGAGGGGGUCCCGAGGUCAGGGGCUCCCCACCCCCCCUGGCCUGCAAGCCGCUGGGCAUGUGAACCUCGGAGCCUCGGAUCAUGUCUCUGGAGGGCCUGGGAGUGACCCAGAAUGUGGCGGACCUGGAGGCCCUCCUGCGGGGAGCGGAGGCCAUCCAUGUGAUGGACCAACAGAUCGUGAUCAUUUCCACCCCGGAUCAGCUCCCCCCGCCCGAGGGCGAGAACGACCCCGAACUGCUGCUCUUCGCCACUCCGCAGCCCGCCCGGUUGGAGACAGCCCCGCUGAGGCCUGCUCUGGAGCGCCCGCCGGUAAAACGGAAGCUGAAUUUGGAGACUGACCACCAAUAUAUUGCGGAGAGUGUCGAAGCACCUCGAGGAAAAGUGAAAAACCCUGUGAAAGGGCUGAAGUCUCCUGGAGAGAAGUCCCGCUAUGAAACGUCUCUGAAUCUGACCACCAAACGCUUCCUGGAGCUGCUGAGCCGUUCGCCUGAUGGUGUUGUGGAUCUCAACUGGGCCGCGGAGGUGCUCAAGGUGCAGAAGAGGCGAAUCUAUGAUAUCACCAAUGUUCUGGAGGGCAUCCAGCUUAUUACCAAGAAGUCUAAGAACCACAUCCAGUGGUUGGGCAGCGGGUCUGCUGUGGGGAGCAUCAGCAGGAGCCAGGGUUUGGUGAAAGAGCUCCAGGAUCUUCAGGCUGCAGAACAACAAAUGGACAACCUCAUCCAAAUGUGCACCACCCAGUUCAGGCUCCUGACUGAGGAUCCCGAGAACAAGCACUCAGCGUUUGUGACUUGCCAAGAUCUGCGCAGCAUUGCAGACCCCUCUGAACAGCUGGUGAUGGUGAUCAAAGCUCCCCAGGAGACACAGAUGCAAGUGUCUGACCCAGCAGAGGCUUUCCAGAUUGCUGUGAAAAGCACUCAGGGCCCCAUUGAUGUGUUCCUUUGUCCAGAAGAGACUUCUGGAGUCUGCAGCCCCAAAAAGAGUCCAUUGAAAGUAGCUGCCGAAGAAAGUUCCCUGGAGUCAUCACAAGCAGCUGCGUCUGUGCUGCUUCACCCCUCCCAGGAUGCAAAACUACCAUUGUUGAGUGGAGACCAAGAGCCCCUGUUGCCCGGGGACAAUUCCCUGCCUCUGAAGUGCUCAACAGAUGACAUGACUCUCUCACCACUGGCCUCGGUUGAUGCGUUGCUGGAGCAGGGCAAGGAUGACUUCUCCAGCUUCCUGCCUGCUGAGUUCAUUGCCCUUUCGCCACCCCAGACCCAGGACUACCAUUUUGGGCUAGAGGAGGGUGAAGGCAUCAGUGAGCUGUUUGACUGUGACUUUGGAGACUUCACUUCUUUGGAUUUCUGAGCAUCUUUGGGGCUGGGGAGGAGGCUCUUGGCUGACCUUGUCCCAGUUUGUGAGGCGUCCCUCAGAGCUGACCUCUGAAUGUAAAUGCAAGGCCAUCUGAGGCCUCCUUGGCCAUUGUGCUGUGGAGGAAGAAGGAAGGAGGCUGAACCAGGAUGGUAUUGGAGUCAUGGGUGGGAACUGGUGGCUCACCCUGAUGGAGGGAGGCUGACAGCUGCUGUGUAAAUGGGUGGCCUCUUGUCUGUGACCUUGGGGCUAGCAUACACUGAUGAACCCAGGCAAGUAGUUGUAGAGGUGAUAGUCCUGGCCAGUAAUGGGUAGCUGAAGUCUGUGGUGCCAUGUUUUGAUGCUGUUGGAGUAGUCCCAGUGGGGCAGUAGCCAUAACAACAAUGUCACCUAUCUUACUGUUGCCAGACUGCUGCUUUCCCUGAAUUUUUGCCUCUGUGAUUGUAGGCUGGCCCCCUUUGUCAGUGGCUUAUCUCCCCCUUGCUACUUAAUAUGAGUUGUUUCUCCUCCUUCCUGGAAAGAAGAAAGUUGUCCUUUCCUCGGUCCCAGCAAAGGUUCCAUGGAUUUCGAAGCAGCAGCGUCUGUGAGGUAUUCUUGUGGGAGGGCAGCUUUCUGUCAGGAAUAAGGCAGGAAUGUUAUUCUAGAUACCAAACUGACUAUAACUUUGAUACCACGCUGGUGAUGAAGCAUUAUAUGCUUGGAGGUUGAGGGCAGGGGUGGGAGGAAAAAUGAAAAUAUGUCGUUUAGCUGACAAGGUGUGGAAAUGAGAUUGGGACUGGUAACAAAAUUAAAAUGGCCCUGCUGAGGAAAGAAAGCCAAGUAUGUCGGGCAGGGUUGGCUGUUGCUGAAAGAAACCUUUUUGUCACGGUGGGGGUUAGCCCAAGCUGUUCAAGCUAGCUAAAGAAAAUGAUCAGAUGUGCUAGAAAGAUUUUACUGUCUGCUUGAAAAGGAACAAAGAAGAUAUCCUAAAAUGGCAGCCAUGAGGGGAAUGGGAGGCUGCUUCCAGAUAUGUGCUCAGAGCAAGAAACGCUUGUUUCUGGAAGUUCUGCUCAUUCUAAAGCUUUAAGGAGAGUUAUGUAUAGCUUAUUUAUUUAUUUUAGAUUUCCCUCCUUAUUUUCUUCUUGAAAGGCAUCUUUUAAAAAUAUAUAUAUUUCAAGAUGGAACGUGUGCGUUUCUCGAAGGGGGGUGGGCAUAGAUAGAACUAAUUGGCCAAGUGGCCAGUGCAUUUCAACUGUCCUUUUUCAGAGGCUGGCAAAGCAGAUAGGGCCGUGUGAAAACAGGCCGAGGGAAUAAAAAUAGCAGGGAGCAUUUCUUCCAUCAAGAUAAGCAGAGAGCCUUCGUGAUAGUCUCCGUGAAGGAGAGGUGAUCUUUUUUCUUUCUUAUUUUUCUUUUUGGUUUUCUUUUUGUUGUUGUUUGAUGGGUUUUUUGUUAUUGUUGUUUUGCUUCAGCUAAUAUUGUUGGCAUGGAGCAGCAGACUUCUUGUUGUUCUGGGACUGCCUUCCUUAUAAAGUCAAGGCAAAAAAAUUGACGUCCAUCCUCAUGCUGUACCCUGUGCAAAGCACUAUGGGGUAGUCAGAUGUCACAAAUCCAUAUUAUUUAUUUUUUAUUAUUUAUGUGGCUUCCCCCAGUGCUCCUGGAAGGUAUGGAGAGUAUCUGCAGAGGAAAACUGCAUGAAAUGGAAUUAGGCAUAUCCAGGUAUGUGGAAUGAGGCCAUAUUGUGUCCUGUUAGAAUAGCUAACUCUAGCUAAGGAGAAUGGAGAGCUGAAUUCAGGAAAUGGGUAGGUAGCCAGUGUUUUGUAGUUUAGCUGAUAAGUCUGCUGAGAACAGAUUGUUGGGUGGUCCUAUCUAUAUGAUGAAGUAUGACUGGUGAAGACUGUUGAGAAGUGCUAUUUAUUGAUAGUAAAUGAACAGAAGGUUUGAUUAAUAGAGGAAAAAAAUUGAGGGGAUGUUGAGGAAAGAAAGAGAGAGCCUGGCAAGUGAAGCUGGGGAAGGCAUGGCUCGGUUAUUGGCUUAUCCAUUUUGCUGUGGAGCUUUUAUCCUAAGAAACCAAGGAUAACCUUAGAUAUGUAAAUAUUGCCAGGUGGGUGGUCGAAGAGUUGUGCUUAGAAUAUGGGCAACACGGCAAGAAGCGCUGUCCUUGGGCGCCUUCAUGCCAGAAUUACUACCUAUUUCAGUUAAAUGAAACUCACCAAAGUAUGCUGCUCCUUAGGAGGGGCUUCUCUUGCUUUACAAAAAAUAGUUGCUGUGACUGUGAGUGUGUAACUUGAAAAACCAACAAGUUGUACCAGGGAAGCAAGGAUGGGGGUGCGGGGGGUGUUUAAGCCCUUAUAGCUGAUGGGUCAAUGGAACAGCCAUUUUUGUUUGGUCUGCUUUUGUAAGGAGAAAGAAGCUGUGUUGGCCUGGCAGAGUAAAAUGGCAGAAUCAGGCAGCAGUUACCUGCUGUGGUAGAGAGUCUUGGACAUCAUAAAUUUCAUGGAAAUACCUUGGCUGCAGGGGAAAAUGGGAAUGAGCUCCCUAGCUGACCUUCUGUUAUUGUCAAAUACAACAUUAGUCCUUAGAUCAAAAUGUGGUUGGCCAGGGGAUGGUUAUCUAAAAAUGAAUGUACAUCAGUGCACUUAACAGUAUAUUUUCUUCCUGGGAGUGAGACCUCUGCAGCAAAGCCAAAGCACCCAAUGGGAAAGAAUCAUUCUCCCAUAGCAAGGCCUCCCUAGUCACAACGUAAAAAGGUAAAUCCCUUGUUUAAGUUCUCAAGAUAGCAUAUUGUAGGUUGAGCAGCUGCAACUGACCUUACUUGAAACAGCUGUUAAGGGCUAUGUUCUCCACCACCACAACUUCUAGGACGUUUGGUGAGAUGUACCGUUCCUUUGCAACUUUAUCCUACUAGGCCCUUACUUUCAUGUUUCAGAGAAUAUGCAGUGGAAGUUCUUGUUCACUUAAAUGUGCACUGACUUCCUCUGGCUUCUGUGCAUGAGCCCCCUUGUCUUGUCUGAUGUUCAUUCCUCAUGAAUGUGGGCAUCUUCUGGGAAAUUCAGUUCUAGGUCUCAUAUUUGUCAAGGAAGCUGAAACUCAUUCAUCAGGAAUUGAUCAAGUAUGCAUUUCAUAUUUUGUGAUUUCCACUGAAUUAUCCUGUUAGGUUUUCAGUUCUGCGGAGACUAUCAUCUCAACGAAUCUUUACAUUUUUGCUGCCUUUCUCAGAGGAGGAGUGAAGUAAGGGCUGAGUACCUGGUAGGCCACAACAUGUGGCUGGGAUGUUGCUUUUGGCUUGAUAGGACACCUGUUCCAUAGGCCUGCACUAGGAUUUACUUUAUCCCUUUCUACAUACUUAUGUCAGAUAGUUGUGCUACUGUUCCUCCUAGAUUGUACAGUGUAGCUAUAUUUUCUGAGUUUUCCACUUUUGUAUGAGAAAGCUACCUGCGGCCUUCAUCAUCCCAACGCACGUAGCAUGUAGAUGGGUCUGAUCUCUCCCUCCCGCAGGUUAUUUGUUUCAUCUCUUACAUCUAACCUAUUUUUUUGUUUAAGCCGCCUUUGAUAAAAAAAUGGUGACGGGGGAUUCUAUUUGUGAACUUAUCUAUGUACAAAAUAUCUCAGCUCCAGAUCAGAAGAUCAGGUAACAGCAAAUGGUGUUCUCAUCUAUUCAGGUAAAAACUUUUGUAUUCCAAGGAGGAUGCCCAGAAAAUACAUAAGGAAAACUAGGAUAAAGGAAUAAAGGGACAGUGUAUUACAGGUACUUAUGGGAGCUGGGUGUUUAAUAUGCAAGUAGAUCUUGCAUGGUAGAAGAACCAAAUUCAAAGUGCUGUAGAAGGCUUUCUGCUGUUGAGAUGAUGACCUUUACUUCUUGACCAGAACUUCCAAGGCAAUGACACAGGGAAGACUCACCAAAUAUUCUACUGAUAAAAUUAAUUUUGGGGUAACCUUAUGGUAAAUAUGCCCAUGGUAUCAAGGGCCCAUCAUGAGAAGUGCCUGAUGUAUUAUGUUCUAGAUGCCUUAGCUGUGAGCGCUGAUGUCCAGAAGCAACUACAGAACUGUCUUCUGACAUCAACUGAAAUCCUGUGGGAAAGAAAGGUAGGGGGGACAAGAGCAGCCUGUCUUGCUCUUCUUUUUAAAACUCAGAUGGGGAAAACUUAGAACAGCCUGUAUUAUUGAUAGUUUCGAAAUGCCUUGAAAUCUCCUGGUUAAAAAGAAAGAAACCUAGAUUCCUAUGUUGUUCCCCCUUCCUGUAGGCCUUUACUAAUUGCAGAAAGAGAUGUGGAUACACUCAGGCUGCGAUUCGCCUUUGUCUUGUUCUUUUAUUAAAAUUGAAAGCACAGUAGAAAGGAAGGUCUUUUCUUUUUCCCGCAGCAAGAGAGUGUGUGACCGGACAUUAUUGCUCAAGCAUAAGGGACUGUAGAAUCUGUGAACGUUGCAUUUUGGGAAGAGAUGGUGUUAGGUGGGGGUUGUUAAGCCCUACUGGGGCCUUGGGAUGAUGGUUUUUGAAGAUUGCACCUUUCUGUACAUGCCCAGCUGGGAAUUCUGGGUUUUUCUGGCACCCAAGCUGCUCAAUACAAUGCAAAACUGCUGCAAAUCCCAGUGCCUAAACACUGAGGGACAAUGCACUUCUGUGUACCUUUUUUAUAACAAGCCUUGUUCAUGAUUUGUGCUUUUGGUUUUAAUAAAUAUUUCUACUUC